AUGGAUGAUACCGCCCACCCGCGACUACGAAAGCUAGCGAAAAGCCCAGCAAGAAUGAAUGGGCCCCUCGAGAUGAACACAGCCGCGGGUGAGCGAGAAUCACUGCUCAGAGAAGGAUCUCCAGAGCCGCGUGAGACAAACUGCUCCAGCUGGAAGCAUGCUCUUUUCCUAAGAAAAUCAGUGUUAUGCGUCGUUAAGUCUACACUGGGAUGCAGCUACACUAAUUUACUUUUACCAUUUGUGUUUCUGGGCAUCAUUGCAGGGCGUCAAGGGUGGAAUGACUCGAUUGCCUUUGCGUUCAAUUUCCUGGCGAUUUUUCCUCUCGCUGCGUUACUAUCGUUCGCCACGGAGGAACUGGCGAAGAGUGUCGGAAAGACAGUCGGGGGACUGAUUAAUGCGACGUUUGGGAAUGCGGUUGAAAUGAUUGUCGGGAUCACAGCGGUCCGACAGGGGGAAAUCAGUAUCGUGCAGUCUAGCAUGGUGGGCAGUAUCCUGUCCGGAAAUCUGCUGAUACUUGGUUCUUCACUAUUUUGUGGCGGCUUUGCCAAAGAUGCGGUGAUCUUCAACGUCGAUGUCAGUGGAAUUCUUUCAUCGCUUAUGGUGGUAUCUUCUGCAACGCUAAUCAUACCCUCCGUGCUCUAUUCAACUAUAUCAUCGAAAACGGCCGACGUCGAAGCGAGCAUCCUCAGUCUCUCCCGUGCCGCAUCCGUGGUCCUCCUCGCAUUCUACCUGGUCUAUCUCUACUUCCAACUGAAGAGCCAUGCCGAGUUAUUCAUUGAUGACGAGGUAGAAGAAGAUAGCCAGCGACUUUUAGGCCCUUUGUCGGCAAGCGUCGUCCUGAUCCUCGCAACUCUCGGCGUUACCGUGUGCUCGGAUGGUCUAGUGGAUAGCGUCGACGGUCUGGUAGAAAGGUGGCAUGUGAGCCGGGCUUUCCUUGGCCUGAUUGUGGUUCCAAUUGUUGGAAAUGCUGGGGAAUUCAACACGGUGAUCAAUUCUUCCCUCAAGGGUAAUAUGGACCUUGCCAUUGGUGUGAUUGUGGGGAGCACUCUGCAGAUUGCUUUGUUUGUGAGCCCCUUCCUGGUCAUGUGCGGCUUGGCUCUUGGGCAGCCGAUGUCCUUGCGCUAUAGUCCUUUUGAGACUGUGGUCUUUUUCCUAUCGGUCAUCGUGAUGGACUGCUUGAUCCGUGGAGGGAGGUCCAAUUACUAUGAAGGGUCUUUACUGAUUGGAAUGUACCUCAUUAUUGCGAUUGCAUACUUCGUGCACCCAGAUGCAAUUGAUGCACACCUGGUUUAG
Molecule: messenger RNA, 1293 nt
Organism: Penicillium bovifimosum
Lineage: Eukaryota; Fungi; Ascomycota; Eurotiomycetes; Eurotiales; Aspergillaceae
Exons: 4
Coding region: 1-1293 (430 amino acids)
Biological process (GO): calcium ion transmembrane transport; intracellular calcium ion homeostasis
Cellular component (GO): fungal-type vacuole membrane
Molecular function (GO): calcium:proton antiporter activity
Source: RefSeq, a predicted model, not a curated record